CAUACAUAAGAGCUUUAAACGGUCGGGCCGUCCAAGUUGGCACAGCCUCACCAGACGAUUUGCCGUCGAUGUUCUUUCCCGCCGAGGCGGCUUCAUCUCGAAUGUUGGGGGCGAGCAACGUGACUGAGGGCCCCCCCGGGUCCAAUUUGGUCCUUCAGCCGGCCUGGGACUACCUCCGCCAGAACCACCACGACCUCCUGAGGAGCCCAUUGUUCCCUGUGGUGCUCUCUGUCUCCACUUACUUCUUUUUGGUGGGUGUCUACACCGCGCUGGACUUACUGGCACCCGUCUGGCCCGGCCUCAACCGUUACCGGCUGCACCCGGACAGACCCGUCACCUGGCCGGGGAUUGGGACAACGCUGGGAGUCACCAUCUCCAACCACCUGCUCUACAUCUUCCCUGCCGCUGUGGGCCAGUGGCUGUGGAGGCCGCCCACGCCUCUGCCUCACCAGGCACCCACCCUCUGGGAAUUCUCCCUGGGGAUCCUGGGCUGCAUGAUGGUCUUCGACUUCCAGUAUUAUCUCUGGCACCUGCUGCACCAUCGCAUUCCCUGGCUGUACCGCACCUUCCACGCGGUGCACCAUGAGUACCGGCGCCCGUUCAGCCUGGUCACACAGUACCUGUCUGGAUGGGAGCUGGUCAGUGUGGGCUUCUGGGUCACGGUGGACCCGGUUCUGCUGCGGUGUCACUGCCUCACCACGUGGGGCUUCAUGGUCUUCAACGUCUACGUAUCUACCGAGGAUCACUGCGGCUACGACUUUCCGUGGUCCAUGCACAACUUGGUACCCUUUGGCUUAUGGGGGGGCGCCCCUAAGCAUGAUGCCCACCACCGAUGGCCCGCCACCAACUUUGCCCCUUUCUUCUCGCACUGGGACGAGCUUUUGGGUACCCACAUGGUGCCGCCUACCAGCGAACACAGCUGCGACAGCGAUGCAAAGGAUUAACUUUUGUACACCUUCAAGAUCCAGAAGGAUCCCUUUCCUGUCUGCCUUUCGACUUUUUGUCCGUUGUUCGGCUCCUUCAUCGCAAUUCUUUGUGCUCACCUUCCAGUAGACUCAAUGGAAGAAGAACGAGAAAACUACAGUCCUGUUUUGAUCCUGCAUUUUCCACGUUUGUUGGUUAUGUGGACAGCAAAUACUGUAUUGUUAUGCAGUGCAGUACUAUCGAGUGCAAAACCCUGUGGAAAAAAUAUUUUUACGGCGUUACGUCUGGCACCAAUUGUAUUGUCAUUCAUUUCAGUGGGGGAAGCUGAUUUGACUGUUUUGUGGUGACAAAAUUAAACUGCUUACACUUUAUGGCUUUCUGAUAAGUGCGCCAUUGUGGACCGUAAUGGACUGUUUACAACUACUCCACUGCUCUGUUUUUACGAUGGUGAUCUCUCAGGUCUGUUUCCAUAAAUGGGAAAAAAAAAAUCAAAAUAAAACCAAUAAGUGCACUUA
Syngnathus acus (greater pipefish) is the source of this 1439-nucleotide messenger RNA. Its product is annotated as cholesterol 25-hydroxylase-like protein 2. Lineage: Eukaryota; Metazoa; Chordata; Actinopteri; Syngnathiformes; Syngnathidae. The record is from RefSeq and is a predicted model, not a curated record. Gene Ontology annotation, biological process: cholesterol metabolic process; sterol biosynthetic process. Gene Ontology annotation, molecular function: steroid hydroxylase activity; C-4 methylsterol oxidase activity; iron ion binding.